AUGCAGCAAUGCUGUUCGAGAAUGAAUACCAGCAGCGAUAUUCCCUUGAUUCAACAUCAAAUUGACUUUGUAAUCGUCAUCCAACAACGAGAAAGCAGACGAACUGCCCGCGGCUCAACCACUUCCAUUCGAACUUCACCUCAGUGUAGUGAACAGUCGCCAGGCCAUAAAGAUGAAAAACCAUCAACUGAUUUAACUCAACAACACUUCAACAAUGUAUCAUCUCCAUCGUAA
Molecule: messenger RNA, 234 nt
Organism: Clunio marinus
Lineage: Eukaryota; Metazoa; Arthropoda; Insecta; Diptera; Chironomidae
Source: the annotation of a GenBank genome assembly